Messenger RNA from Trematomus bernacchii (emerald rockcod), 4678 nucleotides. RefSeq names its product NLR family CARD domain-containing protein 3-like. The transcript is spliced from 12 exons. Lineage: Eukaryota; Metazoa; Chordata; Actinopteri; Perciformes; Nototheniidae. The record is from RefSeq and is a predicted model, not a curated record. Gene Ontology annotation, molecular function: protein binding. The coding region runs from base 34 to 3132 and encodes 1032 amino acids.
AUAACUGCGCGCACUAAAGGUCCUGUUUGCACCAUGAGUGAAUCUGAGGAUGAAGAGGGGGGGGUCCCGCCCUCCAGCAGCACUCUGUCUGAGGAACAUGAGAGGACUGAGCAGGAAAGAGCAGAUUCUCCUGAACCAUCCUGUGUUUCCAUGAGGAGUGACCGCUCCACAGGGGACCCCACAGCUUUCAAUCAGCAAGAUUUAAUUCCUAAACAGAGAGCAGGGUCUCCAGCCCCCAGCUGUCUGUCUCUGAAGAGUGACCGGUCCAUAGGGGAACCUCCACUCUUCAGUAAAGAACCUGGACCCUCAGACACAAAGACUGAGGAGAAAAGAGCAGAUUCUCCAACACAAAGCUGUGUGUCCAUGAGUAGUGACCGCUCCAUGGAUUACCCUAGCAAGGAUCAACAGGAAACUUCAGAGGUUCAUACAGAGUUGGACUCCAUAUUCAGGCUUCUUGAGGACAACAUGUUUGCCUAUCUGAAGAAAGAGCUUAAGAAGUUCCAGAAGGUUUUGAGAAGUAAUAACCCAGAAUGCUUCGAGAGCCAAGGUAAGUCUGAAGAAGUGGUUGAUGGGGAAGAGGAAGAGCAGAGGAGGAGCAGAAGAGAGGCAUUUCUGAAGAUCACACUGGACUUCCUGAGAACAAUGAAGCAGGAGGAACUGGCAGACUCACUGAGAAACAAAUUUCUUGCUGCAAUGGGCCAACCUAAACUCAAAUCUAAUCUGAAGAAGAAGUUUGAAUUUGUGUUUGAGGGGAUUGCUAAAGCAGGAAAUCCAUCCGUUCUGAACCAGAUCUACACAGAGCUGUACAUCACAGAGGGAGGGACUGCAGAGACCAAUAAAGACCACGAGGUCAUACAGAUUGAGAAAGCAUCCUGGAAACCAGACACACCAGAAACAACAAUCAGAUGUGAAGACAUCUUUAAGGCCUCACCUGGAAGAGAUAAACCAACCAGAACAGUGAUAACAAAGGGUGGGGCUGGCAUUGGGAAAACAGUCUUAACACAGAAGUUCACUCUGGACUGGGCUGAAGGCAAAGCCAACCAGGACAUACAGUUCAUAUUUCCUUUCUCUUUCAAAGAGCUGAAUGUGCUGAAAGAAAGAAAGUACAGUUUGGUGGAUCUUGUUCAUUACUUCUUUCCUGAAUUUGAAAAAGCAGGAGUCUGGAGGUUUGAAGAGUCCCAAGUCCUGUUGAUCUUUGACGGUCUGGAUGAGUGUCGACUUCCUCUGGACUUCCACAACACUGAGAUCCUGACUGAUGUCACAGAGUCCACCUCAGUGGAUGUGCUGCUGACAAACCUCAUCAGGGGGAAGCUGCUUCCCUCAACUCGCCUCUGGAUAACCACAAGACCUGCAGCGGCCAAUCAGAUCCCUCCUGAGUGUGUGGACAUGGUGACAGAGGUCCGAGGGUUCACCGACCCACAGAAGGAGGUUUACUUCAGGAAGAGAUUCAGAGAUCUGGAGCCGGCCGGCACCAUCAUCUCCCACAUCAAGACCUCACGAAGCCUCCACAUCAUGUGCCACAUCCCCAUCUUCUGCUGGAUCUCUGCUGUAGUUCUGGAGGAGGUGUUGAAAACCAGAGAGGGAGGAGAGCUGCCCAAGACCCUGACUGAGAUGUACAUCCACUUCCUGGUGGUUCAGUCCAAAGUGAAGAAAGUCAAGUAUGAUGGAGGAGCUGAGACAGAUCCACACUGGAGUCCAGAGAGCAGGAAGAUGGUCGGGUUUCUGGGGAAACUGGCUUUCCAGGAGCUGAAGAAAGGCAACAUCAUCUUCUAUGAGUCCGACCUGACCGAGUGUGGCAUCAAUAUCAGAGCAGCCUCAGUGUACUCAGGAGUGUUCACUGAGGUCUUUAAAGAGGAGACAGGAAUUCACCAGGACAAGAUGUUCAGCUUCGUCCAUCUGAGCGUUCAGGAGUUCCUGGCUGCACUUUAUGUCCAUCUGACAUUCUUCAACUCUGGUGUCAAUCUGUUGUCAGAAGAACAAACAUCCUCACUGUGGUCUAAAUUGAUCGGAGUCAGACCUGAACACUUCUAUCAGAGUGCUGUGGACAAGGCCUUACAGAGUCCAAACGGACACCUGGACUUGUUCCUCCGCUUCCUCAUGGGUCUCUCAUUGGAGACCAAUCAGACACUCCUACGAGGCCUGGUGACACAGACAAAAAGCAGCGCACUGACCAACCAGGAAACAGUUAAAUACAUCAAGAAGAAGAUCGAAAAUAAUUUCUCUGCAGAGAAAAGCAUCAAUCUCUUCCACUGUCUGAAUGAACUGAACGACAGUUCACUAAUUCAUGAAAUCCAGAAAGGCCUGAAUUCAACUUCUCUCUCCACUGAUAAGUGGUCACCUGUUCAGUGGUCAGCUUUGGUCUUCAUCUUACUGUCUUCACAAAGCGAUCUGGAGGUGUUUGACCUGAAGACAUACUCAGAUUCAGAGGAGGAUCUUCUGAGGCUGAUGCCAGUGGUGAAAGCCUCCACCAAAGCUCUGCUGAAUUGCUGUAAUCUGUCAGAGCAAAGCUGCAAAGCUCUGUCUUCAGUGCUGAGCUCUGAUUCCUCCAGUCUGAGAGAGCUGGACCUGAGCAACAACGACCUGCAGGAUUCAGGAGUGAAGCUGCUCUGUGAAGGACUGCAGAAUCCACACUGUAAACUGAAAUCUCUCAGGUUAUCAGGCUGUCUGAUCACAAAGAAAGGCUUUUCUUCUCUGGCCUCUGCUCUGAGAUCCAACUCCGUCCUGAGAGAGCUGGACGUCAGCUACAAUAAUCCAGGAAACAAAGGAGUGAAACUUCUUUCUGCUGGAAGACUUGAAUCUCUCAGGGUGGACCAUGGUGGAAAGCAGUUAAAGAAACCGGGUCUACGGAAGUACGCCCGUAAACUGACACUGGACCCAAAGACGGCAAACAAAAAUCUCAUUCUGUCCGACAACAACAGGAAGUUGACAGCGAGCAGAGAGACGCAGCCAUAUCCUGAUGAUCCAGAGAGAUUUGACUACUGGAAACAGGUUCUGUGCACAGAUGGUCUGGACGGUCGCAGUUACUUCGAGGUCGAAUGGAAAGGACAUGUUUAUAUAGGAGUGACUUACAAAGGAAUGAAAAGGAGAGGAGACAGUGAGGACUGCUGCCUUGGAAGGAAUGACCACUCCUGAAGUCUGAGCUGCUCUGAAAAAGAUGGUUACUCUAUCCUGCACAGUAACAAGAGAGAAAAGAUCCCUGUCCCCAUCUCGAACACAGUGGGGGUGUACCUGGACUGCCCUGCUGGCACUCUGUCCUUCUACAAGAUCUCUGCAAACAAAGUCACCCACAUCCACACCUUCCACACCACAUUCACCGAGCUGCUCCACCCUACCUUCAGGGUAAGGAUGGACACGCAGAACUCGUCAGUGUCUUUGUGUGAGAUUUGGAAACAAAGCCCCAAUAUCAAGACCCCCAGACUUUGAGUUGCGUUUUCCUGCUAAAACCUGUGAGGGCAAAGUAACACUGCAGGCAGUCGAAAAAAGAGAACAUUUUAAUUUCCACAAAACAUUUCAAUCAGGAGAGACGUUGAUGUAUGAAAUACGUGUUUAUUACCGGGACACGUAAUAUGAAUGUGAUAAUGAUUGCCAGAAUUAAACAGGAGAAUGAAAUGGUGUUUGGCGAUUAGGCCCCGAUUUGCAGGAUUAUCAUUCAGGAGGGGAAGAACCGCUCCGAAGAAACCCCCCGGGGUCUAGACACUGGUGGUGGUGAUAAGUAGGUGGGAACGGACUGAAGGGAGAAGGUUUAGCUUGGUCCUGAAGGAGACGGGAGGCAAAGGGGUGGAGGAGGGUUGCGUAUUAUCACCUGAAAUGACAGCUGACAGAGGGAAGAGCAGAUAUAAAGGGAUUAGCAGGUGCUAUGAUAGGCUUGUGAGAAAGGAGAGAGGAGAGAUUGGUUAGCUGGGGAGAGACGCCCCGAUCACUUAAUGAGGGAGGAGAGAGUAAUGAAGUGACGUGUAAUAUGAAUGAAGAGCUUGGUCUUCCUGAUUGAACUUGAGCUUCAUUUAGCUGACAUGGGGAAUUCUGAUAUAUAAAAAAAUGAAAUCAGAAGAAAUCAAGCAUUGAAAAAACUACCAGGUGAUUGCUGUUAAAUCUCGACGGUAAAGAUUAGGAUUUUCUAUCUUUGAGUGGGUUAUAUGUAUAUAUAUAUGUAUCAUGAAUAAAAUCGUUUUGUGUAUACAACAAACUGAAUGCUAAUCAGCUAACGGCUAAUACCUGCAACCAUAAUGCACUAAGUGCACUUUCAUUUGAAAAAGUGACGUUUUAAAAUACAUAACCGUAUAAACCAUUAAACAGAAACAUCAGGCAAACAGAAUUUUAAAUGUUCACUCAUUAUAUAUAUUUAAUUCUGCUUACUAUCAUUAUGACAGUUUCCAUAACAAAGACAUGUUAUGCCAAUUGAGACAAAACACGGCAUGCAGUUAACUUAGUUAGGACACAGGCUGAUAUAUAGUAUAAUAAUAAACUCAACCAUUUGUAUUGGAUUAUUUAAAAUUGUAUUUGUUGAGUCAAAGUGAAGAAGUAACCAAAUCAGAUUUUGUUUUUUAAUGAAUGAAUUACAAUGUCAUGUUUAUAUGUUAUAUAUUUGUUCAUAUGUAUGCACAUAACUACAUUGAGUUUCUAUCUUUUGAGGUUGCAGUGAAUAAUAUACUUUUUAUUAUUUUGUGUCUCUCAAUGCCCU